AUGUCGGAGUGCUACAAUAACGUCUUGAGGGGUGUGAGAGAGUUACCGAUUAGAGCGUUGGUUGAUUUGACAUUUUGGAGGACGGUAAAAUGGUGGGUGGAGAAGAAGACAACAAUCGAACACAUCGAAGGUGAAUUAACCCCAUGGGCGAGGGACAAACUUGCUAAGAAUGACUCAAAGGGGCGAAAACAUUACAUCACUGUCAUUGACCGAGAUACAGGGAAGUACCAUGUCCGAACUCGAGGAAGAAUCGUACAAGGAGUGUCAAAGGGCAACAGUGUUCAAUUAGUGAGGUAUUUGGAAUCGAGUUGCAGUUGUGGUAAGUGGCAGAUGUGGAGAAUCCCUUGUUCGCAUGCUUGUGCGGUUGCUAGAGACCGAGGUCAUGUUAUGAUUGACCUCAUUGAUGAGAAGUACUACCUAGGUACAUGGAGAUCACAGUACUAUACUCAAGUUUCAUUUGAUGCACCAAGACACGAAGAGUAUUGGGUUGCACCUUCAUGGAAGUUGUGCAUCACCCCUCAGCAGUUGAUUCCUAGAACGCGUGGCCGAGUUAGAAGAAGGAGGAUACUUAAUCAAAUGGAUGUCCAGGAGGAAGAUGAACUGAGAGCUCCCCGCCGUUGCAGAAAUUGCGGGAUAGAGGGGCAUGACCGAAAAAUUGCUCAGCCGGUGUCGUUCAGUAAAGUUGUGGUAAAUAUUUGUGAGAUGUGA
Messenger RNA from Salvia splendens (bonfire salvia), 708 nucleotides. RefSeq lists its product as uncharacterized. The transcript has a single exon. Bases 1 to 708 code for a protein of 235 amino acids. NCBI's taxonomy places the organism in Eukaryota, Viridiplantae, Streptophyta, Magnoliopsida, Lamiales, Lamiaceae. Gene Ontology annotation, molecular function: zinc ion binding. The record is from RefSeq and is a predicted model, not a curated record.